Molecule: messenger RNA, 1467 nt
Organism: Aspergillus caelatus
Lineage: Eukaryota; Fungi; Ascomycota; Eurotiomycetes; Eurotiales; Aspergillaceae
Product: glycosyltransferase family 32 protein
Exons: 2
Coding region: 270-1358 (362 amino acids)
Biological process (GO): mannosyl-inositol phosphorylceramide biosynthetic process
Molecular function (GO): mannosyltransferase activity
Source: RefSeq, a predicted model, not a curated record
GCAUGCUGGGUCUGGGCUCGCGGUAAAGGCUGGAAACGGUCUUGGACCAGGAUCAGGGCAGUGAUUGCGCAACACGGCAUCGUCCCAUUUCUCAUUUCUUCAACUGGCAUCUUCAUAAGCAUAGUAGAUUCGAUGCAUCUGUCAACUCGAGAUAUUCCGACACGGCAAGCUCGAUGAGGGCUGUCAAGGCUCGAACUUCUGAAUACGUGCCUAUAAACUAGACGAUUAUUACUACGAGAUUCGAAACCACGGAGGUAGCUUGCUUCAGAAUGAUAGCUGACUCUCCAUUUGGCUGCCUUUCUCGGCGGAGAAUCCAGCUCAUCCUCGGUAUCGCUGUCUUUCUUGUGCUCCUCUCCUACCCAUUCCGCUCAUCUAUCGUGCCCUCGGUGGUGCCAGCUUCCUCGCCUCCAAUCGCCCGUGCACUACCUGCUCGUACUCUGUUGUCGCGUCCACUGUCCCGUGAUGGGACCACGAUUCCUAAGAUUAUCCACCAGACAUGGUUUCCAGCGGGCAGCAAUAUGAGCGAGCGUGCUCAGGACUGGGUCCAUGGCAUGCGUACCCAGAACUCGGACUGGGAAUAUGUGCUUUGGGAUGACGAAACCAAUCGAAUGCUUGUUGAACAGUAUUUUCCCUGGUUUCUCCAGACUUAUGACAGUCUCCCGAAAGAGAUUCUCCGGGCGGAUGUGGUCCGCAAUUUGUAUAUGUACUUGUUUGGCGGGAUGUACGCCGACGUGGAUACCGAAGCCUUGCGCCCUGUUGCGCCAUUGUUUGCCGGUCAUGAAACCGCUCUUGCCGCCCAUGAAGAUAUCCUCUCAUCUGCACCGUCGUUUCAGAAGGCUACUGUUCAACGCGCAUUCUUGGGACGCAUGGCUCGCACUGUCGAUAUUCUGAGCUCCGCCGCGGUGCCCAACGGCUGGAUGGCAUCACCCCCAGGCCAUCCGUUCUGGCUUCUUCCAGUUCUCAACGUGAUCGAGCACCCCGAGGGAACUGGUGAUGGCUCUGUUGAGGGUCUGACCGGACCCGGGGCAUUGAGUUUGAUGAUCAAGAAAUACUGGGAUAACUUCAAAGAUAAUUCAUUGCGACAGCAUGCUUGCAAGACUAUUCAACGGCAUCAAGAAUCGUGGCAGUUAUUUUGCGAUGAGAGUGAGCUUGCCAUGGGCGCGCACCUCCAAGACGCGCUGGUACUCCUACCUGAGAAACAGAUAUACCCCUUUAGCUGGGUAGAUGAUGCGAACAAUGCCUCCGUUUGUCAGGCGGCGUGGGAGAACCCGACCUUCGACCCGGAGGAGUGUAAGCGGUUGAUGGAGGUGGAAGCCUGGCCUAGUUACUUCAUUACGUACUGUACCCAUUCUUGGUGAGGCUUGUAUAUCUAGGGGCUUUGGUUUUCUUUUUUUCACUUCUUACCAUACAAAUCGAUCACUUCGUGUUGCUAACAUUCCUAUCACUACAAAUACGCACGAUGAUUUG